Messenger RNA from Hyaena hyaena (striped hyena), 693 nucleotides. It is a transcript of the gene CLDN2, whose product is annotated as claudin 2. Gene Ontology annotation, molecular function: structural molecule activity. The coding region runs from base 1 to 693 and encodes 230 amino acids. Gene Ontology annotation, cellular component: plasma membrane; bicellular tight junction. Gene Ontology annotation, biological process: bicellular tight junction assembly; calcium-independent cell-cell adhesion. The transcript has a single exon. Lineage: Eukaryota; Metazoa; Chordata; Mammalia; Carnivora; Hyaenidae. The record is from RefSeq and is a predicted model, not a curated record.
AUGGCCUCUGUUGGCCUCCAACUUGUAGGCUACAUCCUGGGCCUCCUGGGGCUGCUGGGCACCCUGGUGGCCAUGCUGCUCCCCAGCUGGCGAACCAGCUCCUACGUCGGCACCAGCAUCGUGACGGCAGUCGGCUUCUCCAAGGGCCUCUGGAUGGAGUGUGCUACACACAGCACGGGCAUCACCCAGUGUGACAUCUACAGCACACUUCUAGGCUUGCCCGCUGACAUCCAGGCUGCCCAGGCCAUGAUGGUGACAUCCAGUGCCAUCUCUUCGUUGGCCUGCAUGAUCUCUGUGGUGGGCAUGAGAUGCACAGUCUUCUGCCAGGACUCCCGAGUCAAAGACAGAUUGGCAGUGGUGGGCGGAGUCUUUUUCAUCCUUGGAGGACUCCUGGGCUUCAUCCCUGUUGCCUGGAAUCUUCAUGGGAUCCUGCGGGACUUCUACUCCCCACUGGUACCUGACAGCAUGAAAUUUGAGAUCGGAGAGGCUCUUUACCUGGGCAUUAUUUCCUCCCUGUUCUCCCUGGUAGCUGGAAUCAUCCUCUGCUUUUCCUGCCCACUCCCGGGAAAUCGCUCCAACUACUAUGACGCCUACCAGGCCCAGCCCCUCGCAACUCGGGGCUCUCCAAGGCCUGGUCAACCACCCAAGGUCAAGAGUGAGUUUAACUCCUACAGCCUGACAGGGUAUGUGUGA